Spodoptera frugiperda (fall armyworm) is the source of this 2952-nucleotide messenger RNA. RefSeq lists its product as uncharacterized. The transcript has 2 exons. Bases 1263 to 2825 code for a protein of 520 amino acids. The record is from RefSeq and is a predicted model, not a curated record. NCBI's taxonomy places the organism in Eukaryota, Metazoa, Arthropoda, Insecta, Lepidoptera, Noctuidae.
UGGGUCAUUCUACAGAGACAGUAAAAUUUUGUUCGCGUAAAAUAUGUCCUAGCUCCUCAGGUUUUAUUUCUUUCCAAUAAUUAUUUUAUUAACUUUGUAUCAUUAUUUAACAGUUUACAUAGGAAUCCUAUUAUUUUUUUUAUUACAUUUUUAUUUUUUUGUGGUACAGUACGUGAUUCCUCACGUCCUGUCGAAUGUUCGUAACGCAGGUUACAGGAUUUAGGUGUCUCUAAAAAUUAUUUUUUAAUAUUCCAUGCACACAUCACAUGAACAAACAAGUAAAGCAUAUAAUAAAUAAGCAGUCACUUAAAUGUCAAUGAUUAUGAAACGAUAUUUUUAAUUUUAUUGAACAUUCUACAAUGUUCGUAAAAAAUAAUCACUCCUGUAGGAAUAAAUGGAAAAAAUGGUAAUUUUUUUAUUUAUUAAGUUGCAACAUUUUUUUCUAUCUCUGGCAACUCUUUAAAGUGUUCUGUCAGUGUCUGUGUCAGCCAUAUUUCGGACAGAGACUACGGUGCCGAGAAAAAUAAAGUUUAAACGGCGUUCUACAUAGUUGUCAAAGUUGAUACUUCACAACUGUACUCAACUAACCAACGCAAGUAUGGCGGGUAAAAAGAGGUCUGAGAGAGAGAAAAAAGAACGAUUAAAGGAGCAAAAGAGGACAUGGAUACGAAAGAAGAGAAAAAAUGACUGAGGCUGAACUAGAAGAAAGACGUCAAAAAGAUAGAGAGAGAUAUAAAAAAAAAAGAAGGAAGCUGGAAAAAUAAAAUCAAUAAAAGAUUAUACACCAAGAAUGCAAAAAACAAUCCGAAAAAGUUGGCGUGAGCGUGCAAAAACUCAUCGCAAUAAAUUGAAACUACUGAAAGCUACUGAGCAAAGACUUAUAAAUGAUGAGACUCCUCCCCAAGUCCGACUUCACAAAGUUCUACACCAUCUAGUAGGGCUUCCUUAGGCAGAAGACUUGCUGAAAGAAAUAGGCGAAGGCUUAAAAUAAAAAACAAGCAUCUAAGACAGCGAAUUUUGCAUUUAGAAAAUUUAUUGGCUAAUAAAAGAAUGCAAUUAUUACGUACAAGACAACCUCGUAAUAUAAUAAAUGAUGGACUACCAGAAACAAUUGUGAUGGGACGUAAACGAAAACAAAUAGAAAAUAAGGAAGCUGUUCGCAAGUUUUUGGAAAAAGAUGAAUGUAGUCGAAUCACGUCUGGAAAAAAGAGACUAUUACGAAAAAUAAACAAAAGAAGCAAAUUCGAUUUCUAAAUGAUACAAUGCUUAAUUUGUAUGAAAAGUUUAAGGAGGAAACUAAAAUUAAAAUGUCCUAUGCUCUUUUCUGCCGUUUUCGUCCAUUUUGGGUGUUGGUACCUAACGUUAAUAAAAGAAACACCUGUUUAUGUGUUACACAUACAAAUAUGGAAAUGAUGGUGACAGCAUUAAAAAAAGCAGCAAUUAUUAAAGAAAAUUCUGCAAUCGGUUUGGUGAAAAGCAUUUGCUGUGCAGGUAAUUUGAGGUGUGAUUGCUUAGCUAGACAAUGUAAUUUCUGUAAAAAUAAAUCUGUAAAUCUAAAUAAAUAUCCAAAUGACAUGAUGAUUACUUGUGAAAGGUGGAUUACAAAAAAAAUUACAACUACGAUAAAAGGACAAGUGAAGCUGUGCCAAAAAACUGUCAAAGAGUCUUUCUCAUCGAAGAGUGAAGUUUUUGUCAAGAUCUUUUUAGAAGAUAAGUUGCCGAAGUUUAUUAAGCACCUUUUAAAUAUUAUUUCUCAGCAUAGAGUUCUAACAAAGAUAAAAAAUGAGCUAGCUGAUGAUGAGGCCUUGCUUCAUAUGGACUUCUCAGAGAAUUAUAAUUGCAAAUACUCUGCUGAAGUACAAUCAACACAUUUUGGAGGUUCUAAGCCGCAAAUUUCAUUACACACUUCAGUUUUAUACUUGCGUGGCACUGACAAGAUUUCCAUCAACUCAUUCUGCACUCUGUCUAAAAAUUUGAGACACGAUCCCGUUUUAAUUUGCACACACCUCAAACCCAUCAUAGAUCAUAUUAAAUAUAAAGUACCAAAUUUAAGAACUAUGCAUUUUCAAAGUGAUGGGCCUUCAUCGCAGUAUAGAAAUAAGUCUAUGUUUUUUUUGAUCGCAAAAUAUUUAAGCAAAGAACUUGGUGUAGAUAAUAUCAUAUGGCACUUUAGUGAGACCGGACAUGGAAAAGGGGCUCCUGAUGGCAUUGGAGGAUGUGUGAAAAGGACAGCCGAUGCAUUUGUAGCGACCGGUGGAGACAUCCCAGAUUUUGAAGCAUUGGUGAGUUGUUUACAAGAAAAAUGUAAAGGCAUAAUUAUUUUGCCAAUCGACGAUACUUAUGUUGAUGACAUCUCUAACAUACUCAGCACUAGUACUACAAGACCAUUUACUGGUACUCUAUUAAUUCAUCAACUUACAUGGAAUAAGACCAAUCCUGAUGUCUUGCACGCCCGACGAUUAAGCUGCAGUAUUUGUGAAACAAAUCAGAUCUGCUCACAUCAUGAGAUAGGGCUUAUUUACCUAACCUACAAACAAACUGAUAAUAUACCAGUUUUGAGGACAUCAGCUGAUUCACCAUCGGAGUAUUCGGAGUCACCACAUUCAGAGUAUGACAUAUACAAGAACCCAAUAGCAACAACCUCACGUACAUCUAUCGAUUUUUAUCGAAAAUGCUAUGGAUCUGAUAGUUCAUCUGAUGAAGAGAUUUUUGAAAGCAGGAAGCAGACACCUCUUAGAGAAAACGUUAUUAACACUAAACGUUCAGAUGGUAAUCUACAAAGUCGGUCAAAUAAUACGUCAUCGGACGAAGAAAAUAUUUUCUAAUGUUCCUUUCAAUUAUUAUCUCUUAAUAUUCUACAGGAAUGACUGUAACGGUAAUGUCACUUCUGUAGAAUUUAAUUGUUUAUUUUGCAGAGUGUUUGUUUACUUAAGUUAAUCAACUUACACAUAC